Messenger RNA from Lithohypha guttulata, 1038 nucleotides. RefSeq lists its product as uncharacterized. Lineage: Eukaryota; Fungi; Ascomycota; Eurotiomycetes; Chaetothyriales; Trichomeriaceae. Bases 1 to 1038 code for a protein of 345 amino acids. Gene Ontology annotation, cellular component: membrane. The record is from RefSeq and is a predicted model, not a curated record. The transcript has 2 exons.
AUGUCUCGUCAAACGUACUUGAGCAGUCUGGACAUUGACUCAGCUCCAGUCUCGUCAACAAUCACAGAGCACUAUCCCUGGCAGAAGACCUUGUACGAUGUUGGUAUCUUCAAGGAUUGUAUCUAUCCAUCACUUGCCCUUCAUGGUGGUCUCUCCGUCGUCGCAUAUGGUCUUGGCCGACUGAACAACAAGGUCGAGACAAAGGAUUUCAUAUGGGCUACUGCUCCAAUCAUCAACGCAUGGUGGGGUGCAGUUGGUCGACGUGUGUUCCAGCGAGGUAUCCCCAUGACUCAGGCUCUCGGUGCUCUCUCUCGACCAGAACGACUUAUUCUCGGUGGUGUGACUUUGUGGGGUGGCAGACUCUUCACCCGCAUCUUCACCAGGUCACGAAGACGAGGCAAGGACAACCCACUUUAUGAUGAGAUGAAGUCUGAGCCUGGGUUCUGGAACAAAGCUUUGUUCAGCACCUACUUGCCAGAGGCACUCUUCCAAGUCCUUAUCACGUUACCAAUGACAGCACCUUUCUACCACCAGGGUGCUGUCCUGAGUGGCUACCACCCAUAUAUGCAAUCGAUUGCUGUCGGACUCUUCUUUACAGGAUUUGCUUUGGAGACUCUUGCCGACAGGCAAUUGGACGAGCAUAAGGAGACCUCCCUUGAUGAGCACUCUAUGCUGAAGGACGGCGUCUGGAGCUUGUGCCGUCAUCCUAACUAUCUCGGCGACGCCCUCGUCCACUUCUCCUUCCCCCUCCUCCUCUACGCAUCCGACAUGCUCGCACCCAUCGAGCUCCUCGGCUCCGUUGCCAACUACGCCUUCCUCCGCUACCUCGGCGGCGACAAAGCCACCGAGUCGUCCCAGGAACGACGAUACUCAGUCUCCAGCUCCGAGAAGCACGCUGAUCUGCAAAAGUAUCGAAAUGAGAAACACGCUUUCUGGCCUGAUUUCACCAAGGAGUAUGAUAAUCGAUGGUUGUGGAGAGUGCUUGGUGCUGGGGCUGCUGGUGCGGUUAUUGAGCAGGCUAUUCAUACUUAUUUGUAG